Molecule: messenger RNA, 246 nt
Organism: Medicago truncatula (barrel medic)
Lineage: Eukaryota; Viridiplantae; Streptophyta; Magnoliopsida; Fabales; Fabaceae
Product: mitochondrial import receptor subunit TOM7-1
Exons: 1
Coding region: 19-231 (70 amino acids)
Biological process (GO): protein import into mitochondrial matrix
Cellular component (GO): mitochondrial outer membrane translocase complex
Source: RefSeq, a predicted model, not a curated record
AGAGAAGAGAAAAGAAGAAUGGCGUCUACGAUUUCUCUAAAGGCAAAGGGAAAGAGCUCAAAUAAGAAAGCAGAAGAUCGAUCAGCGAUCGAUUCUUUGAAGGAAUGGACAACAUGGGGUAUUAAGAAAACGAAGGUUAUCGCUCACUAUGGUUUCAUUCCUUUGAUUAUCAUCAUCGGUAUGAACUCUGAUCCAAAACCACAACUCUCCCAGCUUCUCAGCCCCAAGUAAUUGACGUGCGCAUUU